Gallus gallus (chicken) is the source of this 3519-nucleotide messenger RNA. It is a transcript of the gene DUSP7, whose product is annotated as dual specificity phosphatase 7. Gene Ontology annotation, cellular component: cytosol; cytoplasm. Gene Ontology annotation, molecular function: protein tyrosine/threonine phosphatase activity; MAP kinase tyrosine/serine/threonine phosphatase activity. Bases 183 to 1106 code for a protein of 307 amino acids. The transcript has 4 exons. The record is from RefSeq and is a predicted model, not a curated record. Gene Ontology annotation, biological process: negative regulation of MAPK cascade; protein dephosphorylation. NCBI's taxonomy places the organism in Eukaryota, Metazoa, Chordata, Aves, Galliformes, Phasianidae.
ACGCAGAGCCGGCGGCGAAGCUCCGCUUUAAUUGAGGCCGUCGGGAUGGGGCGCGCCGCGUAGGGCAGAGCGGGGCCGUUGUGCUCCGGGCCGCAGGCAGCGCGUACCUACGGCCGUGCGGUGCCCGGCACGGCGAGCCGCCGCGGCGGAAGGGAGUGGGGGGAGGGCUGUUGCCGAGCCCCAUGAAAACGCAGGUCUGGGGGAGCUCCCCGCGGGCGCCCAUGGCUGCGGCGAUGCCGUGCAAGAGCGCCGAGUGGCUGCAGGAGGAGCUGGAGUCGGGCGGCGGCCGUUCGCUGUUGCUGCUCGACUGCCGCUCGCACGAGCUGUUCGAGAGCUCGCACAUCGAGACGGCCAUCAAUCUGGCCAUCCCCGGCCUGAUGCUCCGCCGCCUCAAGAAGGGCAACCUGCCCAUCCGCUCGAUUAUCCCCAACCACGAGGACAAGGAGCGCUUCGUCAAGCGCUGCAAGGCCGACACCGUACUGCUCUACGACGAGGCGACCGCUGACUGGCAGGACGCCGGGGCCGCCGGCUCCGUGCUGGGGCUGCUGCUCCAGAAGCUGCGUGACGACGGCUGCAAAGCCUACUACCUGAAAGGUGGCUUUAACAAGUUUCAGACCGAAUAUUCAGAGCACUGCGAGACAAACCUUGACAGCUCCUCACCCAACAACUCCCCCCCGGCAUCUGUCCUCGGCCUGGGAGGGCUGCGGAUAAGCUCUGACUGCUCAGAUGGUGAAUCCGACCGGGAACCCAGCAGUGCAACAGAGUCAGAUGGGAGCCCCAUCCCCAGCAAUCAGCCUGCCUUUCCAGUCCAGAUCCUUCCAUACCUCUAUCUGGGCUGUGCCAAAGAUUCCACCAACUUGGACAUCCUGGGCAAAUAUGGCAUUAAAUACAUCCUGAAUGUGACUCCCAACCUACCAAACAUGUUUGAGCAUGACGGAGAGUUCAAGUACAAGCAGAUCCCCAUCUCAGAUCACUGGAGCCAGAACCUCUCUCAGUUCUUUCCUGAGGCCAUUGCUUUUAUUGAACCUGUUAUUAAACAUCAUGGGUGGCUCACAGGGUCCCUGCUGGCAUGUGGCUUUUUGGAGGCGUCUGUUCCAGUCAGAUGAGGCCCGUUCCAAGAAGUGUGGGAUCCUUGUUCACUGCCUUGCUGGCAUCAGCCGGUCUGUAACAGUCACCGUCGCCUACUUGAUGCAAAAACUCAACUUGUCCCUUAAUGAUGCCUAUGACUUUGUGAAAAGGAAAAAAUCCAACAUCUCCCCAAACUUUAACUUCAUGGGCCAGCUGCUGGACUUUGAGAGGACUCUGGGACUCAACAGCCCAUGUGACAACCGCUCACCCAGUGAACAGCUCUACUUUACUACCCCCACCAACCACAACCUGUUUCAGCUGAACACGCUGGAGUCCACAUGAAGACACCAUCUGGUUGGAAACCUGGGCAUCAAAUUGCUUCUCUUGAGCAUUUCAACUCUUACAAAAAUCUGUCUUGCCAGGCAGCUCUGGAAGGACUAGCUUCUCUGGGCAGAGGUGCCACGUUGCUGCUUUAAGAAGGCUAAUGCCGUUCAUUAGUAUUCCAAUGAAAGUGGUUUAAAUAGGUAGCCUUUUUACAGGGCUUAUCUAACAUGGGCGAUGUUAAAGCAUUUUGAAUGCAGCUGUUACCAGCAAUAACUCCUUUCCUGGGUGCAUUGGGACCGUCAGAGCACGCACAUGUGUGAAGAGCUACCAGGGGUUGGCUUGCUGUGGAAAGUGAGGAGAUUUAUGCACUUGGAAACCUUGAACAAAAAGUGUUGGGCCAAGACUGUUUCAAAACCCAAGUUUACUUUUUAGAUUUAAAGAAAAAAAAAGAAAGUAGAUCUUACUCAAGCUUUGGGUUCAAACUCUUUUUAAAUAUGUAAGCUCCUGACUGUUUGUACAGACAAGGUUGCAAAACCGGUAUUUUAUUCUGUUUCUUGUUUGAUCAUUUAUUAUUUUUUUAAUCAAAUGUUUAUAUUGACCAAAUGCAUUUUGCACACUUUGUGAAGCCUUGGUAUGUCCUGGCAUAUUACUGGGUACUCCAUAGAGAGAUACAUGCUGCUGCUGUUGUUGUUAGCAUCUGGUAGGAAGUUUUGUUAUGUGUGGAAGGCCAAUUGGGCUUAAGCGCAACCCCUUCACCACUCCUGCAUUCGCAAUCACAAACUCUGCACUGAUUCAGCCAAGGUGACUAAGCUGCAAGUUUGUUUUAAUGCUACCCCUGCCAAAACACUGCUGUUGCCCAGAGGGAAAACUCUUUGUAGCCUCCAGAGUUGGUAGAAGCAUGUCUGAGCCCAGCUUCAUUUUCUGCUGCCUGUUGACUGACUUAAAGUCAUCCAGCUGGCCUGAAAUCAUUCCAGCUUCCUGAGAACAGAAAGGAGACGUGAUGUUGGCAUUCCUGGUGCACAGUUGAGUCUUUGCCAUACGUGCACACAUCUGGGGGGUUGAAUGACCUGGCACAAGCCUAGAGCAGAGUGGAGGUUGCACAGCAGAAUGGGACUAAAUUGGCACACAGUGAGUGUGCAAGAGGAGUGGGGGAGAUGUGGAAGUGAUGACAAGAGUGUUGUGACAGAAUUUUUAUAUAUAUAUAUAUAUAUAUACACACACACACACGAAUAUAUAUAUUAACUGGCAAAUUCUGAGAUGACUGGAGCUUUCAACAGAGGUUCUGAUUUUUAUUUUUUUUCUUCCUCUUUCAAAUAACUUUAUGCUGUGCCUUCUAUUCUGAGAAGACUUGUUUAUAUUUUUGGCUAGUGUUUGGCAAACACCUUAUACUGAGCCGGGAGGGGGAGGAAGUGGUAAUCUCUGGGAGGAGAGCAGAAUGGAUUUGGAGAUUUCUUUAUUGGCUGCAAUGUAGUCCUUCCUUUCUCCCCCCCUCCCUGGCCACUUUAACUCUCAUGUAACUGAAAAAAAGCCACGGAUUUUUUUCUAAGUAUCCAAUUUUUUUGUACAUUUUUCAAGAAAAAUAAAAAUUAAAAAAAAAAAAACCCUCCGUCUGGAGGAAUGUUUGAUGCUGUCACAUCCUGAAAAAGUUCUUUUUGUUAAAGAUGUUACCAGAAUGUUGGGAUGAGCUUCUUUUCUUGUUUUCUGGUUGUUGUUUUUGUUUGGUUUUUUUUUUGCUUGUUCAUUAGGUUUUGUUAGUAACAAUGUUGGGAUCAUGGGUCAUUAGGAGAGAGCUUGAGUUGUAAGUAUGGUUGCAAGUGAGGAAACUGAGAAUAUCUGAAUUUCAUCUUACCUCAUUGAGGAAUUUACUUUUUCAGGGAUUUUUUUUUGACAGUGCAUCUGUAUUGCAUUACAGCUAAGCUGGUUUGUGAAGGCUUCCUGUGCUGUUAGUUGUCUUUCUUCUUUAAAAGAAAAAAAAAAAAAGGAUCGUCUCAUUAGUACAAAUGGAGCUUGUUAGUCAGGAAUGGUUCUGCCUUCUGAGUUAUGAAGGAAAACUAGUGACCCUAUAUAUACUGAUCCAAUAUUGGGACUUUGUUUAUAUUACAAAUAAAUAUUAUUUUUUCUUUAAAA